Molecule: messenger RNA, 2182 nt
Organism: Emiliania huxleyi CCMP1516
Lineage: Eukaryota; Haptophyta; Isochrysidales; Noelaerhabdaceae
Exons: 1
Coding region: 77-2182 (701 amino acids)
Molecular function (GO): protein binding
Source: RefSeq, a predicted model, not a curated record
CCUCAUCUGUAGAUUGCAUCGACUAAUCGACCUCUUCGUCGAGCCUUUCCUCCGUCAAGCCUUCGCGGCAGACCCGAUGGACGCUUUCAUCGAGCCUGUCUUUGGCGAGCGAUCGCUCUUCGAGUUCAUCGCGUGCAUGCUUCCGUCGCAAGCGGACAUGGCGAGGCUGACGCUCGCGCUCCGGAGCGGCUGCCCACUCGCACAGGACGAGUUGGCAGCGCUCAUGAGCCGGCACUCGAUGCAGCCGCUGGCGGGGAGCCAGCGGCAGAUCGUCACCGACCCCGAGCUCGGCUGCAACAAGGAUUGCUGGCGCACAAAUCCGGAUGGCUCCGCCAAUUUCGACUACGAGCCGACCAUCAAUUACCUCUACCCGCUCCGUCGCCGCGAGUUCAUGGCCGAGUCGAGGCAGCGCUACCAGGACGCGGUGGCGCGGGCGCUCGCACUCCGCAUCCCCGGGCUCGACGCCGUGCCACCUUUCCUCUCGCGGAUCGUGCCGCUGGGCUGCGCCAUGCACCACUGCAAGAAAGUCGGCCAGGAGUGCCACGUGUACUCCAUCGAGUCGGCCGAUGGCCCCGUCAUCUUCACCUUCGCGUACGAGAUCCAGUCGACGAUGAACAAGGGGUGCUGCGCGCACGACUGCAUCUGCGACAUGAACUGGACGGCAAACCUUGCCGUCCUCCUCCCCGGCGCUACCGAGGCGGCGGCCAUCUUCGGCGUCAGCUGGCGCAUCCUCUCGGGCGACUGCCUCCUCCGCCCGCCGACGGCGCUCUGCGAGGAGACGGCACGCGCAUGCGGCAUCGAUGCUUCGAUGGUGGGCGCGCUCGUGGCCGUGCUGGCCGAGAUGUCGGGCUGGGGCGAGUCCGUGUACGACUUCUGCAAGGAGAUCUGCGAGGAGUACCCGGCGCCGGAGAGGGUCGAGGGACAGAGCUACAACCCGUGCUACGACAAGUACACGCCCCGCGCGCUCUUCGAGGGCAUGCACAAUGCGUGGACGCACUACCUCAACUCCCUCGUCCGGCUGCAGCGCUUCUCCGACUUCAAGCGGCUCAACGCGAUCGGCAAGGCCGAGUUCCACAUGCGCCAUCCGCCGCCAGAGCCGGUGCGGCGAGAGCGCGGCAACGGCGACGUCUAUUACGACUACUAUAUGCCGUCUCGCGUCUCCAUCAACGGGACCGACUCGUUGGUGGACACGAGCAGCUACAAGAAGUUUGUGGAGACCAACACGGACUGGGGCGUGACGGCCGACGACCUCGUCGCGCUCACCCGCUCCUUCGGCUCGUCCGACUUCCUCGACCCGGAGCUCCCGUCCGACUUCGGCAUCGCCGGCCGAGCGGAGGACAGAGUCGAGGUCUGCGCCAAGUGCCCCGAGGACUUCAUCGACAAGCAGUACGAGCUCAAUCUCAACCACUUCGUCAAGCCCUGCAACAGCCGGUACUUCAAGACGUACCCGGAGGACUGCUCCGACGGCACGUGCGAGUGCCACCCCUCCAUCCGGCACGACGUGGAGGAGCUGCUGCUCGCGUCCGACCGCAGCAGCCUCGCGGCGCUCGCCGUCGACCUCGACGGCUUUGGCGCCCGCCUCUCGUACGACGACCUGCUCGACGGCGCCGGCGACUCGAAGAGCAUCACGCGCUGCAACGUGCGCGACAACGACCCAGAGUGGCAGCGGCGGGCGAAGAUCCGCGAAGAGGCGCAGGAGGCGGCGUGGGAGGAGCGCAUGAAUCGCCUGCGGACCCCGCCGACCCCGGAAGAGGCGGCGGCCAGGCGGACCGAGCAACAAUCAUUAGAACAGUCCUGGCAGGAGGAGGCCCGCGAGAUGGAGCAGCUUGCGAUAGCGGGCUUGCCGGGCCCGCCGAUCGACCUCUCGGUGAUUUUGCAGGACGGCAUCACAAUCGACGUGAAGGCGCGCACUGCACGCACGCGAUCCCCUCUCCGUGUGACGAGCGUCGCGUUCCCCUUACUUAUCUCCCUCUCUCUGCAACAGACGCGCAAGCUAUCGCCGCUGUCGGAGCUCAUGAGCACCGUCUGCGAAGAGCGGGGCCUCCGCCCUUCAAAGGUCCGCUUCUUCUACAAGGGCGAGCGGCUCAAGGGCGACUGGUCGCCGCGCGCGACCCGCAUGAAGGACGGCGAUGAGAUCGCGGUGAUUGUGCUGGAGGAUGCGGUGACCGACGGCGAGCAGUGA